This is a messenger RNA of Sus scrofa (pig), 9902 nucleotides long. NCBI's taxonomy places the organism in Eukaryota, Metazoa, Chordata, Mammalia, Artiodactyla, Suidae. The record is from RefSeq and is a predicted model, not a curated record.
AAACCCCCAAACCAAAAAACUCAGCAUCUUUAGUGGAUGUGUCUGUGAAAGGGCAAGUAAGUUUAUCUGUGUGUGUGAGAGAGAGAGGGUGAGAGAGAGAGAGAUGUCUCAAUGAACAGCAUUUCAAUUAGAGAAUCGCUCUGAACUUCAGAUUUAUGACUGUUAUUUCUGAGAUUGUCAUAGAGGGCUGUGCUUAAAGUUGAAACUUCUGAGUUGGUGACUUCCUUUGGGACUGGCUGAAAAUGAAAGCAGAGUACGAUUUUCUGUGCUCCAGAGAGAAGUGCCCUGUGCAGUAGAAUACAUUAUCUCUUGAUGGGGACACGCUGCAUUUCUGAGGACAAUCUGAUUAGCCACUAAACGGGACACACAGGAUUCUCAGGAAAGACAUGUCUGACAAGAUGUCUAGUUUCCUCCAUAUCGGAGACAUUUGUUCUCUGUACGCCGAGGGAUCGACAAAUGGAUUUAUUAGCACCUUGGGCCUGGUUGAUGAUCGCUGUGUCGUACAGCCAGAAGCCGGGGACCUUAACAAUCCACCCAAGAAAUUCAGAGAUUGCCUCUUUAAGCUAUGUCCCAUGAAUCGAUACUCUGCCCAGAAGCAGUUCUGGAAAGCUGCUAAGCCGGGAGCCAACAGCACAACAGACGCAGUACUGCUCAACAAAUUGCACCAUGCUGCAGACCUGGAAAAGAAGCAGAAUGAGACAGAAAACAGGAAACUGCUGGGGACCGUGAUCCAGUAUGGCAAUGUGAUCCAGCUCUUGCAUUUGAAAAGCAACAAAUACCUAACUGUGAAUAAGAGGCUGCCAGCGCUGCUGGAGAAGAAUGCCAUGAGAGUGACAUUGGAUGAGGCUGGAAACGAGGGGUCCUGGUUUUACAUUCAGCCAUUCUACAAGCUGAGAUCCAUCGGAGACAGUGUGGUGAUAGGUGACAAGGUUGUUCUGAACCCAGUGAAUGCCGGCCAGCCCCUCCAUGCCAGCAGCCAUCAGCUGGUGGACAACCCAGGCUGCAACGAGGUCAAUUCCGUCAACUGCAAUACAAGCUGGAAAAUAGUCCUUUUCAUGAAAUGGAGUGAUAACAAAGAUGACAUAUUAAAGGGGGGUGACGUGGUGAGGCUGUUCCAUGCCGAGCAGGAGAAGUUCCUCACCUGUGAUGAGCACAGGAAGAAGCAGCAUGUCUUCCUGAGAACCACUGGCCGGCAGUCAGCCACAUCUGCCACGAGUUCCAAAGCCCUGUGGGAGGUGGAGGUGGUCCAACACGAUCCAUGUCGGGGUGGAGCUGGAUAUUGGAACAGCCUCUUCCGUUUCAAGCAUCUUGCUACAGGGCAUUACUUAGCAGCAGAGGUAGACCCUGACUUUGAGGAAGAAUGCCUGGAGUUUCAGCCCUCAGUGGACCCAGACCAGGAUGCCUCCCGCAGCAGGUUGCGAAACGCCCAAGAAAAGAUGGUGUACUCUCUGGUCUCUGUGCCUGAAGGCAAUGACAUCUCCUCCAUUUUUGAGCUAGACCCCACUACCCUCCGUGGAGGGGACAGCCUCGUCCCAAGAAACUCCUAUGUCCGGCUGAGACACCUGUGUACUAAUACCUGGGUUCACAGCACAAAUAUCCCCAUUGACAAGGAAGAAGAAAAACCCGUGAUGCUGAAAAUUGGCACUUCCCCUGUGAAGGAGGACAAGGAAGCUUUUGCCAUAGUUCCAGUUUCUCCUGCUGAGGUUCGGGACCUGGACUUUGCCAAUGAUGCCAGCAAGGUGCUGGGCUCCAUAGCAGGGAAGCUGGAGAAGGGCACCAUCACCCAGAAUGAAAGAAGAUCUGUAACCAAGCUGCUGGAAGACUUGGUUUACUUUGUCACUGGUGGAACUAAUUCUGGCCAAGAUGUUCUUGAAGUGGUCUUCUCCAAGCCCAACAGAGAACGGCAGAAGCUGAUGAGAGAACAGAAUAUUCUUAAGCAGAUCUUCAAGCUAUUACAGGCCCCAUUCACAGACUGUGGGGAUGGCCCGAUGCUGCGCCUGGAGGAGCUGGGGGACCAGCGGCAUGCGCCCUUCAGACACAUCUGCCGCCUCUGCUACAGGGUCCUCCGACACUCCCAGCAGGACUACAGGAAGAACCAGGAGUACAUAGCCAAGCAGUUUGGCUUCAUGCAGAAGCAGAUUGGCUAUGAUGUGCUGGCCGAAGACACUAUCACCGCCCUGCUCCACAAUAACCGGAAACUCUUGGAAAAACACAUUACCGCAGCAGAGAUCGACACGUUUGUCAGCCUGGUGCGAAAGAACAGGGAGCCCAGAUUCUUGGAUUACCUCUCUGACCUCUGCGUGUCCAUGAACAAAUCCAUCCCAGUGACCCAGGAACUGAUAUGUAAAGCUGUGCUGAAUCCAACCAAUGCCGACAUCUUGAUUGAGACCAAGUUGGUACUGUCUCGCUUCGAAUUUGAAGGUGUUUCCUCUGGAGAGAAUGCUCUGGAGGCAGGAGAGGAUGAGGAAGAGGUGUGGCUGUUUUGGAGGGACAGCAACAAAGAGGUUCGAAGUAAGAGUGUCAGGGAGCUGGCACAGGACGCUAAGGAGGGACAGAAGGAAGACCGAGACGUCCUCAGCUACUAUAGGUACCAGCUGAACCUCUUUGCGAGAAUGUGCCUGGACCGCCAGUACCUCGCCAUCAACGAAAUAUCAGGCCAGCUGGACGUGGACCUCAUUCUCCGCUGUAUGUCUGACGAGAACCUACCCUAUGACCUGCGGGCGUCCUUCUGCCGUCUCAUGCUCCACAUGCAUGUGGACCGGGACCCCCAGGAGCAAGUUACUCCUGUGAAAUACGCCCGCCUCUGGUCCGAGAUUCCCUCUGAGAUCGCCAUUGACGACUAUGAUAGUAGUGGAACUUCCAAAGAUGAAAUUAAGGAGAGGUUUGCUCAGACCAUGGAAUUUGUAGAGGAGUACUUAAGAGAUGUGGUUUGUCAAAGAUUUCCUUUCUCUGAUAAGGAGAAAAAUAAACUUACAUUUGAGGUUGUAAACUUAGCUAGAAACCUCAUAUACUUUGGCUUCUACAACUUCUCUGACCUUCUACGACUAACCAAAAUCCUUCUGGCCAUACUGGACUGUGUACACGUGACAACCAUCUUCCCCAUCAGCAAGAUGGCGAAAGGAGAAGAGAAUAAAGGUAGUAACGUGAUGCGAUCCAUCCAUGGAGUUGGAGAGCUGAUGACCCAGGUGGUGCUCCGGGGAGGAGGCUUUCUGCCCAUGACACCCACAGCUGCUGCCCCUGAAGGCAACGUGAAGCAGGCCGAGCCAGAGAAGGAGGACAUCAUGGUCAUGGACACCAAGCUGAAGAUCAUUGAAAUACUCCAGUUUAUUUUGAAUGUGAGGUUGGAUUAUAGGAUCUCCUGCCUCCUGUGUAUAUUUAAGCGGGAGUUCGAUGAAAGCAAUUCCCAGACUUCGGAAACAUCCUCCGGAAACAGCAGCCAAGAGGGGCCAAGUAAUGUACCAGGUGCUCUAGACUUUGAACACAUUGAAGAGCAAGCCGAGGGCAUCUUCGGAGGAAGUGAGGAGAACACCCCAUUGGACCUGGACGAUCACGGCGGCAGAACCUUCCUCCGGGUCCUGCUCCAUUUGACAAUGCAUGACUACCCACCACUGGUGUCAGGGGCUCUGCAGCUCCUCUUUCGGCACUUCAGCCAGAGGCAGGAGGUCCUGCAGGCCUUCAAACAGGUUCAACUGCUUGUUACCAGCCAAGAUGUUGACAACUACAAACAGAUCAAACAAGACUUGGACCAGCUGAGAUCCAUCGUGGAGAAGUCAGAGCUUUGGGUGUACAAAGGGCAGGGCCCCGAUGAGGCCAUGGAUGGUGCAUCUGGUGAAAACGAACAUAAGAAAGCAGAGGAGGGGAAUAACAAGUCACAAAAGCAUGAGAGCACCAGCAGCUACAACUACAGGGUGGUGAAAGAGAUUUUGAUCCGACUCAGCAGAUUGUGUGUUCAGGAGAGCGCGACUGUGAGGAAGAGCAGGAAGCAGCAGCAGCGCCUGCUGAGGAACAUGGGUGCCCAUGCUGUGGUACUGGAACUGCUGCAGAUUCCCUACGAGAAGGCCGAAGAUACCAAGAUGCAGGAGAUAAUGAGGCUGGCUCAUGAGUUUCUGCAGAAUUUCUGUGCUGGCAACCAGCAGAAUCAAACUUUGCUCCACAAACACAUAAACCUGUUUCUCAACCCAGGGAUCCUGGAGGCGGUUACAAUGCAGCACAUCUUCAUGAACAAUUUCCAGCUCUGCAGUGAGAUCAACGAGAGAGUCGUGCAGCACUUUGUUCACUGCAUUGAAACUCACGGUCGAAACGUCCAGUACAUCAAGUUCUUGCAGACUAUUGUUAAGGCUGAAGGGAAAUUCAUUAAGAAGUGUCAAGACAUGGUCAUGGCUGAGCUGGUUAAUUCAGGAGAGGAUGUCCUUGUGUUCUACAAUGACAGAGCCUCUUUCCAGACCCUGAUCCAGAUGAUGAGGUCAGAGCGGGACAGGAUGGAUGAGAACAGCCCUCUCAUGUACCACAUCCACCUGGUGGAGCUUCUCGCUGUCUGCACAGAAGGCAAGAACGUCUACACAGAGAUCAAGUGCAACUCCCUGCUCCCGCUGGAUGACAUUGUCCGCGUGGUGACUCAUGAGGACUGCAUCCCUGAAGUGAAAAUCGCAUACAUUAACUUCCUGAAUCACUGCUAUGUGGAUACCGAGGUGGAAAUGAAGGAGAUUUAUACCAGCAAUCACAUGUGGAAGUUGUUUGAGAAUUUUCUUGUUGACAUCUGUAGGGCCUGUAACAACACUAGUGACAGGAAACACGCAGACUCAAUUUUGGAGAAGUACGUCACUGAAAUCGUCAUGAGUAUCGUGACCACGUUCUUCAGUUCUCCCUUCUCAGACCAGAGCACGACUUUGCAGACUCGCCAGCCUGUGUUUGUGCAGCUGCUGCAAGGUGUGUUCAGGGUUUACCACUGCAACUGGCUCAUGCCCAGCCAGAAGGCAUCGGUGGAGAGCUGCAUCCGGGUGCUCUCUGACGUAGCCAAGAGCCGGGCCAUUGCUAUCCCUGUGGACCUGGACAGCCAGGUCAACAACCUCUUCCUCAAGUCCCACAACAUUGUGCAGAAAACUGCCAUGAACUGGCGGCUGACAGCCCGAAACGCUGCUCGCCGAGACUCCGUCCUGGCAGCUUCCAGAGACUACCGGAAUAUCAUUGAGAGAUUGCAGGACAUCGUCUCCGCCCUGGAGGACCGUCUCAGGCCUCUGGUGCAGGCCGAGUUAUCUGUGCUGGUGGAUGUCCUCCACAGGCCCGAGCUGCUUUUCCCAGAGAACACUGACGCCAGAAGAAAGUGUGAAAGUGGUGGUUUCAUUUGCAAGUUAAUAAAGCACACUAAACAGCUGCUAGAGGAAAAUGAGGAGAAACUGUGCAUUAAGGUUCUACAGACCCUCAGAGAAAUGAUGACCAAAGAUAGAGGCUAUGGAGAAAAGCUAAUUUCCAUUGAUGAAUUGGAUAAUGCUGAGCAGCUUCCCCAAGCUCCGGAUUCGGAGAACUCCACCGAGCAGGAGCUUGAACCGAGUCCACCCCUGAGGCAACUGGAGGACCAUAAAAGGGGUGAGGCCCUCAGACAGAUUUUGGUCAACCGUUACUAUGGAAACAUCAGACCUUCAGGAAGAAGAGAGAGCCUCACCAGCUUUGGCAAUGGCCCGCUGUCACCAGGAGGACCCGGCAAGCCUGGGGGAGGAGGGGGAGGUUCCGGGUCCAGCUCCAUGAGCAGGGGUGAGAUGAGCCUGGCUGAGGUUCAGUGCCACCUUGACAAGGAGGGGGCCUCCAAUCUGGUCAUCGACCUCAUAAUGAAUGCGUCCAGUGACCGAGUGUUCCAUGAGAGCAUUCUCCUGGCCAUCGCCCUUCUGGAAGGAGGCAAUACCACCAUACAGCACUCCUUUUUCUGCCGGUUGACAGAAGAUAAGAAGUCAGAGAAAUUCUUCAAGGUCUUCUAUGACCGUAUGAAAGUGGCCCAGCAAGAGAUCAAGGCCACGGUGACCGUGAACACGAGUGACUUGGGAAAUAAAAAGAAGGAUGAUGAGGUAGAGAGGGAUGCACCGUCACGGAAAAAAGCCAAAGAGCCUGCAACACAGAUAACGGAGGAGGUUCGGGAUCAGCUCCUGGAAGCCUCUGCUGCAACCAGGAAAGCCUUCACCACCUUCAGGAGGGAGGCUGACCCUGACGACCACUACCAGGCUGGGGAGGGCGCCCAGGCCACAGCAGACAAGACCAAGGACGACCUGGAGAUGAGUGCGGUCGUCACCAUCAUGCAGCCCAUCCUGCGCUUCUUGCAGCUGCUCUGUGAAAACCACAACCGAGACCUCCAGAACUUCCUACGUUGCCAAAAUAACAAGACCAACUACAAUUUGGUAUGUGAGACACUGCAGUUUUUGGACUGUAUUUGUGGAAGCACAACUGGGGGUCUUGGUCUCCUCGGACUCUAUAUUAAUGAAAAGAACGUGGCUCUCAUUAACCAGACCCUGGAGAGUCUGACUGAAUACUGUCAAGGACCUUGCCAUGAGAACCAGAAUUGCAUCGCCACCCAUGAAUCCAAUGGCAUUGACAUCAUCACAGCACUGAUCCUCAAUGACAUCAACCCCCUGGGAAAGAAGAGGAUGGAUCUUGUGCUAGAACUGAAGAACAACGCUUCGAAGUUGCUCCUGGCCAUCAUGGAGAGCAGGCAUGACAGUGAAAAUGCCGAGCGGAUACUUUAUAACAUGAGGCCGAAAGAACUGGUGGAAGUGAUCAAGAAAGCCUACAUGCAAGGUGAGGUGGAGUUUGAGGAUGGAGAGAAUGGUGAGGAUGGAGCUGCCUCCCCCAGGAACGUGGGCCACAACAUCUACAUCUUAGCUCAUCAGCUGGCGAGGCACAACAAAGAACUUCAGACCAUGCUGAAACCGGGUGGCCAAGUGGAUGGAGACGAAGCACUGGAGUUUUACGCCAAGCACACAGCCCAGAUAGAGAUCGUCAGAUUAGACAGGACCAUGGAACAGAUUGUCUUCCCUGUGCCCAGCAUAUGUGAAUUCCUGACCAAGGAGUCAAAACUCCGAAUAUACUACACUACAGAGAGGGAUGAACAAGGCAGCAAGAUCAAUGACUUCUUCCUGCGGUCUGAAGACCUCUUCAAUGAGAUGAACUGGCAGAAGAAGCUGAGAGCCCAGCCCGUCCUGUACUGGUGCGCCCGCAACAUGUCUUUCUGGAGCAGCAUUUCGUUUAACCUGGCGGUCCUGAUGAAUCUGCUCGUGGCAUUUUUCUACCCAUUUAAAGGAGUCCGAGGAGGAACACUGGAGCCACACUGGUCCGGACUGCUGUGGACAGCCAUGCUCAUAUCACUGGCCAUCGUCAUUGCCCUCCCCAAGCCCCACGGCAUCCGGGCCUUAAUUGCUUCCACAAUUCUCCGGUUGAUAUUUUCGGUUGGGCUACAACCCACAUUGUUUCUUCUGGGAGCUUUCAACGUCUGCAAUAAAAUUAUUUUUCUGAUGAGCUUUGUGGGCAACUGUGGAACCUUCACCAGAGGCUACCGAGCCAUGGUUCUAGACGUGGAGUUCCUCUAUCAUCUGCUGUAUCUGCUGAUCUGCGCCAUGGGACUCUUCGUCCAUGAAUUCUUCUACAGUUUGCUGCUUUUUGAUCUAGUGUACAGAGAAGAGACUUUGCUUAACGUCAUUAAAAGUGUCACUCGCAACGGACGCUCCAUCAUCCUGACGGCAGUUCUGGCUUUGAUCCUGGUUUACCUGUUCUCAAUAGUGGGCUACCUUUUCUUCAAGGAUGACUUUAUCUUGGAAGUAGAUAGGCUGCCCAAUGAAACUGCUCUUCCAGAAGCCAGCGAGAGUUUGGCAAGUGAGUUCCUGUACUCUGACGUGUGUAGGGUGGAGACUGGGGAAAACUGCUCCUCUCCUGCACCCAAAGAAGAGUUGGUCCCUGCUGAGGAGACAGAGCAAGAUAAAGAGCACACGUGUGAGACGCUGCUGAUGUGCAUCGUCACGGUGCUGAGUCACGGGCUGCGGAGCGGGGGCGGAGUGGGAGAUGUGCUCAGGAAGCCUUCCAAAGAGGAGCCCCUCUUUGCUGCUCGAGUCAUCUAUGACCUCUUGUUCUUCUUCAUGGUCAUCAUCAUCGUCCUUAAUCUGAUUUUCGGGGUCAUCAUUGACACCUUUGCCGAUCUGAGGAGUGAAAAGCAGAAGAAGGAGGAGAUCUUAAAGACCACGUGUUUCAUCUGUGGCUUGGAAAGAGACAAGUUUGACAACAAGACUGUUACCUUUGAAGAGCACAUCAAGGAGGAACACAACAUGUGGCACUAUCUGUGCUUUAUCGUCCUGGUGAAAGUGAAGGACUCCACGGAGUACACUGGGCCUGAGAGUUACGUGGCAGAAAUGAUCAAGGAAAGAAACCUCGAUUGGUUCCCGAGGAUGAGAGCCAUGUCCCUGGUCAGCAGUGAUUCUGAAGGAGAACAGAAUGAGCUGAGGAAUCUGCAGGAGAAGCUGGAGUCCACCAUGAAGCUUGUCACGAACCUUUCUGGCCAGCUGUCAGAGUUAAAGGAUCAGAUGACAGAACAAAGGAAGCAGAAACAAAGAAUUGGUCUUCUAGGACAUCCUCCUCACAUGAACGUCAACCCACAGCAACCAGCCUAAGCAAAUGAAAUAAAGGAAUCGUAUUUACCUAAGUUAUUUUUAGUGUGGGUAUGGCUAGUUAGUUCUGAUUCACCCACAAAGGUUACAUUUAUGCUUAGUAUAUUUGUAAAUACUCAGUUUUAUACUGUAUGUAUAUGAUUGCUAAUCUAAAGGUUUGGAUAUAUGUAUUGUAAUUAGAACUGUUGGCAUGAAAUUUCAUUUGUGCCAAAAAUAUUAAAAAUGCCUUUUUUGGAAGGACUGAAGAAAGCACCUGAUUUGCACUUGAACCAGAUUAUAGAUUUAAAAGUAUAUGACAUGUAUUUUGUAUUUAAAAUUAGAAUAGCCAGUAUUUAUGUUUUUUAUAAAACUGUGCAAUACCAAUUAUGCAAUCACAAUAUAUUUGUAACUCCUGAGUAUCCUAAGGGGAGUACACGUCUUUGAAGCUGGUAUGUUAAUAGUAUGUAAUAAAUGGUUAAAUACUAAAUGAUGCUGCUGCCAAAAUCAUAUUAAUAGUGAGUUUCAGGCCCCUGGGCAUUUUGGACCAUAUAAUUAUCCUGUGGUGAUACUGUUUCUUGUUGCUCGUGGCAUUAGUGCCUCUGUCUUUCAGUGACAGUGCUCCAAGCCUAUGAACUGUCAAGUCAGCAUUCAUUUUAAGAAAAGCAACUUUAGUUUCAAAGAUACUUUUAGGCUUCUGAAUUGAUCAUUUAAACUAUUUCUUUAAAUAAGACAGCUAAAUUAGAGACUUGACCUUAGCUUGCCAAGUUAAUGAAUUUUUUAAAGGGAACUUUUUAUGCCAUGUUGGGGCUAAAUGCAUACUGCUAACCAAUCAAUGUCAUCUCCUAGGUGAAUUUUGGUGUCACAUUAUAAAGAAAUGAAUAAUUGAUGGUCUCUAGGUUAUCUAGUCCAAACAGCAGAGCUGAUUUUCUUUUUCUUCAUCUGAACCAAUAUGCUCCAGUAGCUAGGAAGUAUAUAUAUAGUCAUAGAAUGAAGAAAUAUGAGCUAUCCCAUUAGAACGCAUAGUUUGAACACUGACACGUUAUUCUUGUGAAAGAGCCACAUUUUGAUUUUCUUUGUCACAUGAUUUUGUUUCUUGAUGGAUGAAAAGUAUGAAAGGAAACUUUUAUAUCUGUUGCCUAGUUUUGUACAUGGGUCUCAUUUUACAACAGAAUCUCUACAAAAAAAAAAAAAGUUUAAAAGUGUAUUGAAAGCAGAGUUCUGAAGUGAGUACUUAAAGUUUGUAAAUGCAUAUAUAAAAAUAUUUAAUAAAUGAUGCAGAAUAAUAUA